CAGCCACUGCUCCUAACCUCUGCUUUGAGGGGAGGGGGGAAAACAGGAAAUGGGAUUGGACAUAAAUAUACAGUAUUUUGUUACAACUUUUGUUAAUGACCUGGCUUCACCCCAGCCUGACACUAGUCUAACCUGGACCCUGGUGCUGCAGGUGACGGACCGGUACCGACUGACGGGGGACGUCCUGGACGGCCAGAUGGACCUGGACAUCCUGAACGUGAGGCGGACAGACAGCGGGCCGUACUGCUGCAGGGUGGACAUCGACGGGAUCUUUAACGACAAGAAGGUCAUCAUGAAUCUGAGAGUGGUCAAAGCUCUGGUCACCAGUUCUCCUUCUCCAACGACGACCACAACCACACAGCGAAUCAUGGACCCGUUAGCCUCCACAGGUGAUACGACGUUCAGCCUCAUCUCCACCUGCUGGUUGAUCAGAAAGGUCAAACACUAUCAUUACCACUGAAACACAACGAUGAGUUAAUGAAAAUAAUUCUGUACCACAGUGAAAGAAAACAGUUAACAUUUACAUUAAACUCAAAUGUAACUAACAGGAGGCAGGAGCACAAGCAAAAUACUGCCAAAAUAAAUUAACUAUAGUGCAGAAUUUAAAGUGCAGCUCUGAACUGAAGGGACCAGACCGCAAUGAGUCUUUGAAG
Messenger RNA from Monopterus albus (swamp eel), 653 nucleotides. RefSeq names its product hepatitis A virus cellular receptor 1 homolog. Gene Ontology annotation, biological process: cytoskeletal rearrangement involved in phagocytosis, engulfment; apoptotic cell clearance. The record is from RefSeq and is a predicted model, not a curated record. Lineage: Eukaryota; Metazoa; Chordata; Actinopteri; Synbranchiformes; Synbranchidae. The coding region runs from base 50 to 460 and encodes 136 amino acids. Gene Ontology annotation, molecular function: phosphatidylserine binding. The transcript has 2 exons.